AUGUCGACUUUAGCCGAGGUACGAGAACACCGAACGCAUACUGAGGGCGGCAACCUUGUCCGCAAACCCACAAUUACUAUAAACCGUUCCAACUCACCUCCACCAGAAUCGACCGAAACUACUCCUUUGGCUCACAUAUCACCAACAAAAUAUUUAUCCGUCGACGACAAAAAUGAAAUCAAAAUACUUUCCAUAUUUCAAGCCUUUAGGGAGGGUAAAUUGCCCUCAAAUGAACAAAUCACGCGAUUUCUGAAUAAUGUUCUGAGCGUAUUGAGGAGAGAAAGGAAAAAACAGCGAUUAUCGGGAGAAGGCAGAGAAUUGUUGGAAGAGUUUAAAGGGCUCGUAAAAGUCUCAAAGGAGGUGAUAUCACGAAAGAAUUCUGAUGAGGAUUUCCAAGAGCUUGUUUGGUGUCUCACUGAAAUUGCAAAGAAGGGCGCUGUUCCUGCGAGUGAGUAUAUGCGCAUAACAAAUGGAAUUAUUGGGGAAUAUAUAGAAUACUUGCGAAAUGCCGAAAAGAAAAGAUUCUCAAUUAACGAUUAUUUCAUAAUAGGCGGUACAGCAGUUAGUGGUGCUGAUGCGAACGUCAUGCAGGAGACUCGGAAGGGCAUAGAGUCAUUAUGGACAAUUACGCAGCUUUUAACAACAAACAACGAAUUUCGAAAACUUCUUCAUGAUAUUGUAAUCAUCAUUCGAGAUAUAUUUGCCGAUUUGACUUCCACAAUUAAACCACCCGAUCACGAACUCAAACGCGCUUACGGGGAAUCUGGAUAUGAACCUCAAUCUGAUAACCACGUCAGGGACAGUGGCCAGGGGGAUAACUCGCUUCUUGAACACGAUGACUCUCCAAGCCCUGCUGACCUUCCAGGGUACACAAGUACUCCAGGUGGGAAAACUCCUUACAUGGCAGAUGCUCGAGACUUUGAAGACGCUGAUCGUCAUAAUCAAAAGUCGAAACCUUGGGAGAAGUUUAAACAACGUCUUCCGGCAAAGCACAGACAAAAGGCUGAUAAGGGUGCUGCCAUUGUUAGUGACAAGCUGUCGGGAGAUAGAAGGUCUAUGUUGAUUAGACGGCUUACUAAAGUGGUCGUCACAGUGCAAAAACAUGAGCAAUAUCAGCAAGCUGUGGAGGACUUUCUCGACAUCCUUGCUAAAUGGGGUGAGCGUGCUUCUACAUAUAAGGAAGAUAUCACCAAUGUUACAGAAGAAGAUUCUGACUGGAGAGAAGCGCGAGCACAUUUAAAGCGCUUGGGCCAAGCACUUGCUGGAAAGUCUCUUGACCCGCUUGAACAGGCAUUUGCCGACUUGAUGGCAGAAGUACGCGAAGACGCUGACCUCAGACAAUACUUUGUAGAGAUAAAUCAAUACAUAAAAAGUCUUCUUAAAGAACCAGGUUACGUUGAAAAACAAGAGAGCACAGAACGUGGCCGCGAGUUAAUGAGACGUGGUCAAUUUUUGAACGGCAGACACAAAGAUACCAUACAACGCGUAAUCGACGAGUUGGUUAGUUAUACCGAAGCAUUGGCCAACGAUCCUCUGAUGCAUGAGCUUGGAGAGAGGGUCUCGAAAGUAUUUAGCCUUUUAUUACUCGACAGACAUGGCAGAAUCAUGUUUAAACCGCACAUUAUCAUGGACUUUCGAACGACGUUUAUUCCAUUGAUUCUCGAUCACAUAACGGCUAUUCCAAUACCUCGUAUCGAAUAUAGAGACAAUGACUAUGACGUGGUGGUCGAAAAUUUGGUCUUGAACAGCCCUAGCUUUGUACCGAAUCUUAUUGAACUGGAGGCAAGUAAUCGUAAUUUCCUUUCGUUAUACAACGCUGAUGAAGUUCGUGAUAAACGGGAACAUUGCUUUACGUUCAAUGUUAAAGGCAUUCAUGCAGAAGCACAAAAAGUUUGCUUUUAUUAUAAGAAGAAGACGGGAUUUCCUCAUAUUAAGGACUAUGGUACCGUAGAUUUAGCCAUUCGUAAUCGUGGAAUAUCCAUUUUUGGCAAACUCGUUUUCGCCAACGAUGAUAAGGAUCACGUUUACAAAGUCGAAGAAAUCAAAUGCACGGUUAACGACCUGUACGUCGACAUCAAGGGCAAACGACACGACUUUCUCUACUUUGCUUUCCAUCCAUUGUUAGUGAGACUGGUGAAACAGCAAAUAGCGCGUAACCUCGAGGAUGCCGUAGCCAGACGCCUUCAAUCGUUUGAUCGAAACAUGAAAGGUACGUUCCAGUCGUUGAGGAACAAGACUGCCGAGAGCGAUAAAUCGGGGCGCAAAAGAAGUUCGUGGUUGGGUGGAAUGUUAAAGAGGCAUUCGUAUGGAACAAGGGGAUCAACGUCGUCCGGAGAGAGCGAAGUAAGCGAUGAAGAGACAAAUGCGGGCAAUGGAGUUGGCCACCAAACAUACGAGCCUAAAGAAUAUGAGACUUACAGCGGUGAAAAGGGAAAAUGGAAAGACAAGUCGUAUGAUAAUUUGUUUUGA
This is a messenger RNA of Paraglomus brasilianum, 2469 nucleotides long. NCBI's taxonomy places the organism in Eukaryota, Fungi, Glomeromycota, Glomeromycetes, Paraglomerales, Paraglomeraceae. The record is from the annotation of a GenBank genome assembly.